UAUAAGAAUGCUAGUUCUACCUUUAGAAUGAAUAUUUACUAUAUAAUUUAUGAUCAUACCAAACAGAGCCUUAAGAUUCUUGGAGUUUUGGCAUGCAAAUUUAGCGGGGUUUCCACAAAUUGCUCCACAUUUUGGCAGCCCCCAAAAUUAUAUACUGCGAAAAUCAUAUCGUCCUCCCAAUAAAAUUUUGUAUGUGGAGUUGGAAAGAGUUGAUGGAUUAUCCACAAGAAAAUUGAACGGGAUUCACGCAUGAGAUGAGAUCCUCCUCAUUCUCCCCUUCUUCUACAUGAUUUCUUCCAUGGCCAUAAAGCUGGAUUGUUUCACGCCCAUCUGCAAAUCAACUAAUCCACAAUAAUUAAUCCUUGUGCUUCAUCGACGACGACCACAAAUUACCCCCAUGAUCAUGAUUAAUCUCCCUUAACUGCAGGAUUUUUGGUUUUCCCUCUCCUUCGAUUUCAUCAAUUUUUGGAGUAGUUUCAUGUGUACAUGGAUCCGGCGGAGUUGAGUCGAGUGUUCGGGAUGUUCGAUCGGAAUGGCGACGGCAAGAUAAGCCGGGUGGAAUUGAGCGAAUCACUGGAAAAAUUGGGGAUCCACAUCCCGGAGAAGGAGCUGAAGCAGAUGAUCGACAAGAUCGACGUGAACGGCGACGGAUUCGUGGACGAGGAGGAGUUCGGAGAGCUGUGCGCGGCGAUAAUGGCGGACGAGAGUAGGGGAGACGAGGAGGAGGACAUGCGGGAGGCUUUCAACGUGUUCGACCAAAACGGGGACGGAUUCAUCACGGUGGAGGAGCUGCGGGCGGUGCUCGCAUCCCUAGGGAUCAAACAGGGGCGGACGGUCGAGGAUUGCAAGCGGAUGAUCAAGAAAGUCGACGUCGACGGCGACGGAAGGGUUAAUUUUGAUGAGUUCCGACAGAUGAUGAAGGGCGGAGGAUUUGCGACGUUGACGUCGUCAUGACUAGCGCUCAGCCUCCGCCGCCGCCAUCUACCAAGAACAUCAUAUAAUUUUCUUUAUUUUUUUGUAAAAAUAUACAAAUAAAUAAAAUUUGCAUGUGGAAGAUCAAUUGAAGCAAAUUGUUGUGGAUUGUGAAUGAAAUAACCCUCAAAAUUACUAACA
Sesamum indicum (sesame) is the source of this 1113-nucleotide messenger RNA. It is a transcript of the gene UNE14, whose product is annotated as EF hand calcium-binding protein family. The record is from RefSeq and is a predicted model, not a curated record. Gene Ontology annotation, molecular function: calcium ion binding. NCBI's taxonomy places the organism in Eukaryota, Viridiplantae, Streptophyta, Magnoliopsida, Lamiales, Pedaliaceae.